AUGGGUCGUGCUCGAACUCGUUCCGGUUUCAUCUCCGUCGCUUUCGGAUCUCUCCGGUCUCUGUUCCCUCGCAACGUCCGUACUAACAACAUGAAGAGAAAAACAGGAAAGUUUUUGGGGGUAUCGAUAUCACUGAUUCUGAUAAACUUAGCAGCGAUAAUGGAGAGAGCAGACGAGAAUCUACUGCCUUCGGUGUACAAAGAAGUGAGUGAAGCAUUUAACGCAGGACCGUCGGAUUUAGGCUACUUAUCAUUCGCGAGAAACUUUGUUAGAGGACUCGCAUCGCCACUAGCAGGUGUUCUCGUCAUUACCUAUGACCGUCCCAUUGUUCUUGCAAUUGGUACUUUCUGUUGGGCUUUAUCAACUGCUGCUGUUGGAGCCAGCAAGUACUUCAUUCAGGUUGCUUUGUGGAGAGCAGUGAAUGGGUUUGGACUGGCGAUUGUAAUACCGGCGCUUCAGUCGUUUAUAGCGGAUAGUUACAAGGAUGGUACGAGAGGAGCUGGUUUCGGUUUGUUCAAUCUCAUUGGUACAAUCGGUGGUAUAGGAGGAGGUGUGGUUGCUACGGUUAUGGCCGGUUCUGACUUCUGGGACAUACCCGGAUGGCGUUGUGCUUUCAUUAUGAUGGCUACGCUUAGUGCAGUCAUCGGAUUACUCGUUCUUCUCUUUGUCGUUGACCCGAGGAAGAACAUUGACCGAGAGGAAGUCAUGGUUCAUAAGACGAAUACAAGCUCGGUUUGGAACGAGUCAUGGGUAGCUAUAAAAGCAGUGGUGAAAGUAAGGACCUUUCAAGUCAUCAUCUUGCAAGGAAUCGUUGGUUCGUUGCCGUGGACCGCCAUGGUUUUCUUCACAAUGUGGUUUGAGCUUAUCGGCUUUGAUCAUAACCAGACGGCUUCUUUGCUCGGUGUGUUUGCGACCGGAGGAGCGAUAGGAACGUUAACCGGAGGGAUCAUCGCGGACAAAAUGUCGCGGGUGUUUCCGAAUUCCGGUAGAGUCAUGUGUGCGCAGUUCAGUGCGUUCAUGGGGAUACCAUUCUCGAUCAUUCUCCUGAAAGCAAUCCCACAGAGCACAGAGAGCUACUCGGUCUUCUCAGUCACUCUCUUCUUGAUGGGUCUUACCAUAACUUGGUGCGGUUCAGCGGUUAACGCGCCCAUGUUCGCUGAAGUGGUUCCUCCUAAGCACCGGACGAUGAUCUACGCGUUCGACCGGGCCAUCGAAGGGUCGUUCUCGUCUGUCGCUGCGCCUUUGGUUGGGAUAUUGUCGGAGAAGAUGUUUGGGUAUGACUCGAAAGGGAUUGAUCCUUUGAAAGGCUCAUCUGUUCGUGAGGCUGAGGCGCUCUCCAAGGGGCUUUUGUCGAUGAUGGCUGUUCCGUUUGGGCUGUGUUGUCUCUGUUACACUCCGUUGCAUUUUGUUUUUCAGAAAGAUAGAGAGAACGCGAAAAUGGCGACUUCUAAAGAUACUGAAAUGAUCUGA
This is a messenger RNA of Microthlaspi erraticum, 1470 nucleotides long. The record is from the annotation of a GenBank genome assembly. NCBI's taxonomy places the organism in Eukaryota, Viridiplantae, Streptophyta, Magnoliopsida, Brassicales, Brassicaceae.